Messenger RNA from Geodia barretti, 303 nucleotides. Lineage: Eukaryota; Metazoa; Porifera; Demospongiae; Tetractinellida; Geodiidae. The record is from the annotation of a GenBank genome assembly.
ACGACGACGACUGACAGCGAUGUGACUGAAUUCUGGGCCAGUGACUACUUAUACCUACACGCAUUCCGUGCCUUUUCCGCCAACACCUUUUUGGUGGAGGGAAAUAGGAGGGUGGAGGUCCUUGAACUUAACCAGGUGAGGGCCCAGGACAUCGUUUCACCAGCCGCCCGAUGCCUGGAAUGUAAAGUUGUUGGGAGCAGACAGGGUUGCUGGAGAGGUUACACUCCGCUCCUUGGAGCAAUCCAGGCUGUAUGGUAUAAAAGUUUGAUAGCUGCAGUUUCUCGUGUGAUAUUCCCUUUCCAU